CAGAGUGGAGUUUUCCAGCCCUUUUAAUCUGUAUAUGACGGCCUCUUAUCGUUUUACUACCUGUUCCCCUCAGAGUAGGGUGCAUGCGAGUCUUUUUUCCCUUUUUCCCGGGUAAAUGAUUUGAUUAGGACAGGGUGCGGCCGUUUUGUUGGUGCGCAUGCCCAGAGAGGCAGUGGGCGGGGCGCAGGCUUUUCUUGACUAGGUUAAGCUCAAAUGAGCUGAGGGAAGCGAAAAGUGAAAGGAAGAGGAAAAGCCAUUCAUCAUAAUAGCUAACACUUGCUUUGUGUUGUACUCUGUGAAAAACUUUACGUGCCUUAUCCCCCACAAACCAAAAGCGUGAAUAAACUGCUUGUUAUUACUGAUAAGGAAAUACCGUAACUGUCGUCAGGUCACGCCGGCCCAGAAUCAUCAUACGAUCGAUCAGACUGUGCAAGGCUUUACUACAAGAAAAAAAGCGAUGGAAAAUGGACGCUGUAUAACUAAGCUGGAAAACAUGGGGUUUCGAGUGGGACAAGGAUUGAUAGAAAGGUUUACAAAAGAUACUGCAAGGUUCAAGGAUGAGUUGGAUAUCAUGAAGUUCAUCUGUAAAGAUUUUUGGACUACAGUCUUCAAGAAACAAAUCGACAAUCUAAGGACAAAUCAUCAGGGCAUCUACGUACUUCAGGACAACAAAUUUCGCCUGCUUACUCAAAUGUCUGCAGGAAAACAGUAUUUAGAACAUGCAUCAAAGUACUUAGCAUUUACAUGUGGUUUAAUCAGAGGUGGCUUAUCAAACUUGGGGAUAAAAAGUAUUGUAACAGCAGAAGUAUCUUCAAUGCCUGCCUGUAAAUUUCAAGUGAUGAUACAGAAGCUAUAGAAACUACUGAAAUGCAAGGCUUCAAUAGUGUAAAGAGAUAAAUUAUUCCUGUAUAAAGUAUUUCAAGUAGCAAUGAUUUAAUUACAUUGUUGGACAUUUGUAUUGAUAUAAGCUAUUUGCUAAUUUAUAUAAUGAAAGAUGCACUCUUAAGCAGGAGUAAGGGUAUAUUUUAUCAAUUUAACACAGACCUUAAAACAGGUAAAGAGACAUUCUACUGUAACAUACACUUUACUGAAACUAUUCAGAAUGAAAACCUAAUUUCAAAUAAGUAAACACCAAUGCAGGACCCUUAUUUAAACAUUCUUAUUUGCUUAGAGUGAUAUGUAUUUAACCAGAGAUGAAGAAACAAAACUCAGGGUUUGGUAAAUUAGCAUAAAGAAAGUAUGUACCAAUCAGAAUCUUUUCGUUAAGAAUGAACAAAUUUUGGUUUUGUUUUAUGAAUUUGUUUUAGUUAUUUUAAAAAAGCAAAGAGUACACUAAAAUUUAAACUUUAUUAUUUUAUUGCUUAUAAUUUAUUUCUAUUAAGAAUCUUUAUGCUUGUAUAAGGAUUUCAUUAUAUACAUUGUGUGUUUUGUGUAUGAUAUAUAUAUCAUAUUUAACUGCCUAAAUUGCUUAAAAACUUUAUUUCACUUUAAUAGAAUUCAGUUCUUGAGAGCUCCAUUAAUGUAAUGAAGUGAAAUAUAGAUCAAGAUAAAGUGAGAUGUAGAUAUGAAUUCAGUGACUCCAGGGCCAAAGAAUAUUAAGUAUUUGAGGAAGGAAUUUUUAUACUUACUCCUGUCCUGUUACAGUCUUGACUUUCAAUUUCUCUCUCCAUGUGUGGAAGUGCUGGUGAAGAUUCUAACAUCUUUAUCUUUUUUUCCCCUUAUUUAGUCUUCCCCAAGGGCAUAGGGGUGGAUGAUUGGAUUAGUCACACCAACAUUCAUGGGACCAUAUCUUCUCAGUGGGUUGGGGUCAGUGCUCAUCUAGUGUAUCUCUCACCUCCUCUCCCAUCUGAUGACCAUGAAAGGACAAGCAUGGAGAUGAAAGCUAUCAUACUGAGGAUAGCAGGGUACACAGGCAGAAAGUACCUGAAUUGUGCUUCUGAAUUAACCAAUCCUGGAAUUGCUUCACCUCUGGACUUUUUGUUAUGUGAGAUAAUAAAUUCCUUAUAUUGUUCAAUC
Molecule: messenger RNA, 2016 nt
Organism: Kogia breviceps (pygmy sperm whale)
Lineage: Eukaryota; Metazoa; Chordata; Mammalia; Artiodactyla; Physeteridae
Source: RefSeq, a predicted model, not a curated record